Molecule: messenger RNA, 1698 nt
Organism: Enterobius vermicularis (human pinworm)
Lineage: Eukaryota; Metazoa; Nematoda; Chromadorea; Rhabditida; Oxyuridae
Source: the annotation of a GenBank genome assembly
AUGUUUCGAUCAGCAGGGCAAGCUUUAUCCAUCGGUUUGUGCAUAGCUUUUGCUGCACUCGGUCUAGGGCUUACUGUAUUUGCGCUUUUUUCAGCUGCUUGGCAAAUUGUCGAACUUCGAGAGUACCAUAUCGAACAUCAGCAUGGUAUUUGGCUGUACUGUGUUAGAAGCGCGAAAUAUUCUGUAUCGCCCGGCACAAUCUACGAUGAGGCUCCGUUGCAUUGUGCAUACAAGUUUGAUGACAGCGCCACUCAAAUAAUUGAUGAUACUUUAGCAAGAGUAGACGCGGAAGGUGCUGCUCGAGAAGCGGAACAUCAUCGUUUUUCAGGAUGGCAUCAAACGAUCCUCGUCUUCAUUCUGCUUUCGCAGAUUUUGGGGUUUGUUGGAUUAUGUACAGCGUGCUGCGUUAUUCGCUCUCAUGCAGCAGCUGUUACUUUGCCGACGUCUCUUUUUAUAUCCUUGUUGUUAUCAUUGAUCGCUGCUGGGAUUUUCUUCCUUACCGCUAUGAGAGUAGAUAUUCGGUUUGCACAGGCCCAUGUUGGAACAUAUGAAAAUGGAACAAGCACACAAUAUUUUUUUCAGCAACAAAUCGGAUAUGCUUUCUAUGUUCACCUCCUUGGAACUCUGUUCAUUGGUGUAGCAUUCAUCAUAUCGCUUUGCGCAGUCUAUAAAACUGUUACACAACGUAGAAGUUCAGCUGCGUUGAGGUCUGCGACUCUUUCAACUCCUAUAUUUAGUUGCAGCCCAUCGUAUAAACCAGAGACGUCUGGACCACCUUUACUUGAAAAGUAUGCAGCCCCGACUCGACCGUCACCACAAGCACCUUACGUGAGAGAGGUAAAAUCUUUUUUACAACUGAAAAUAUUGAAUUUGUACUUCUUUGUGACAAUCGCACGUGUGGACAAAGGCGGAGCGGAAAAAGAUUCUGCAGCUGUGCAAAAAAAGAAAAAAAAAAAUUGGUUUGUACUGGAAUUGAAACUUUUAAUUCCAGGGAACAAUGAAGUUUCCGGGACUCUAUGUGGUGUUUUUGAUUUUAUCAAUUGUAGCAACAGUGAUCGGCCUUUGUUUGUCUAUAUUUUCUGUGUAUUCCCCUGCAUGGCAGGUUGUAGAGCUGCGGGAAUUUCAAGCCGAACAUCAGAUAUGCGUCACUUAACCGCUGCAUCAGGAAUAUACGACGAAGCCGAACUACACUGCAUGUACAAGUUCGACGACAGUGCUCAAAGAGCUAUAUUGGAAGGUAUGGGCGAUCAUGAUGCCGCAGCACUGGAACGAGAGCGCCAUCUUUUUUCAGGAUGGCACAAAUUACUUCUUUCACUGAUUAUUAUCUCAGAAAUCAUAAUGCUCAGUGGGACGUGUAUAGCUGUUUGUGUUUUGAGAUACUAUCCUGCCGUGUACAUAUACGGUGUUCUGCUAUUCGCUGCUCUCCUUUUAUCACUGCUUUCUGACGGGGUUUUUUUCAUCGAAGCUAUGAGGGUGGACGUUCGUUUUGCCCAAGGCGCUGUAGGGACUUACGAGCAGCAAAUUGGAUUUGCCUUUUAUCUUCACAUCCUCAGUACAGCCUUAAUUGGUGGUGCGGUCGGUUCAAUUAUCCUUACAGUAUGCACUCACAGACGGCGAUAUCGCGGAACGAGUUCAUGCUGCGAAAUGCCACCUACAGAAAAGAGGCCACUGAAUCUUGUCAAAGCAAAAGUUGAGUGA